Athalia rosae (coleseed sawfly) is the source of this 1930-nucleotide messenger RNA. It is a transcript of the gene SerRS, whose product is annotated as serine--tRNA ligase, cytoplasmic. Bases 153 to 1634 code for a protein of 493 amino acids. Gene Ontology annotation, molecular function: serine-tRNA ligase activity; ATP binding; tRNA binding. The transcript has a single exon. The record is from RefSeq and is a predicted model, not a curated record. Lineage: Eukaryota; Metazoa; Arthropoda; Insecta; Hymenoptera; Athaliidae. Gene Ontology annotation, cellular component: cytosol. Gene Ontology annotation, biological process: seryl-tRNA aminoacylation.
GUGUCAAGAUUAAUUCCUCCCUCCAUUGGACUCGUGCCAUCUGGAAUCUGGAAUGCGUUUUGCCACACCGGCAAAUUGAUACUUUGAAAGAAACGUGUCAAAUUGCUUAAGGAGUGUUAGAUUCUCGGUGAUACUUUUAAUAUUUUCUAAAAAUGGUGCUGGACCUAGAUCUUUUCCGUAUCGAUAAGGGCUUUAACCCAGAAAAAAUUCGGGAGAAUCAAAAGAAGCGAUUCAAAGACGUUGGGCUCGUUGACACCGUCGUCGAGAGAGAUACAUUUUGGCGACAGUUACGGCACAGGGCAGAUAAUUUAAAUAAAUUGAAGAAUGUGUGCAGCAAAGAGAUUGGGGAGAAGAUGAAGAAAAAAGAACUCGUUGGCGGAGACGAAUCAGUGCCUGGGGAAAUUGCAGAGAGUCUGGAGAACGUCACCUCAGAAAACUUGAAAAAGCUCAAUGUUAACCAGAUUAAAAAGGUCCGGGGACUUAUCGAUGAAGCGAUUCAACAAAAUGCACAAGAUUUAGUAAAAACAGAAACUGAACGCAAAGCAGCACUACGUGAGGUUGGUAACCAUCUCCAUGAAUCUGUUCCAGUAAGCAAUGAUGAGGAGGAAAAUAAAGUAGAAAGAACCUUCGGUGAUUGUACACAGCGUAAAAAAUAUUCUCAUGUUGAUUUGAUCCAUAUGAUCGAUGGUAUGGAUGCAGAACGGGGUAGUGCGGUAUCUGGUGGUCGAGGCUACUUCCUUGUAGGACCAGCUGUUUUUUUAGAACAUGCACUUAUCCAGUUUGCACUUAGGAAGCUGUUCGACAAAGGAUAUAAGCCAUUAUACACACCUUUUUUCAUGAGGAAAGAUGUGAUGCAAGAAGUGGCACAGCUAUCACAAUUUGACGAUGAGCUUUAUAAAGUAGUUGGAAAGGGUAGCGAGCGUGGAGAGGAUAAGGAGCUCGAGGAAAAAUAUCUUAUUGCUACCUCAGAGCAACCAAUAGCUGCUUUUCAUAGAGAUGAGUGGAUUGCCGAAGCUAGUCUCCCAAUAAAAUAUGCUGGGCUCUCUACUUGUUUUAGGCAAGAAGUUGGCUCACAUGGUCGUGAUACCAGGGGUAUAUUCAGGGUACAUCAGUUUGAAAAAGUAGAACAAUUUUGUUUGACUUCACCGCAUGAUAACAAAUCUUGGGAAAUGAUGGAUGAAAUGAUAAGUAAUGCAGAAUCUUUCUAUCAAGAACUUAAUAUCCCAUAUAGAGUGGUGAACAUUGUUUCGGGAGCACUCAACCAUGCUGCUUCCAAAAAAUUGGAUCUAGAAGCUUGGUUCCCGGGUUCAGGAGCUUUCAGAGAAUUAGUAUCUUGCAGUAACUGCCUUGAUUAUCAAGCAAGAAGACUGUUGGUUCGCUAUGGGCAAACCAAGAAGAUGAAUGCUACCAUGGACUAUGUUCAUAUGCUGAAUGCCACAAUGUGUGCUGUUACUAGAGUAAUAUGCGCAGUUCUUGAAGUUAAUCAGACCGAAACUGGCAUUAUUGUACCACAAGCUAUCAAACAGUUCAUGCCCAUCCAAUAUCAGGAUGAAAUCCGUUUUGUGAAACCAGCUCCCAUUGACGAGGUCGAAACUAAAAAACAGAAAAAGCAGAAAGAGGGAAUGCAAAAAUGAAACGUGUUCAUAUUAUUAACAGAAAUCAGCAAUAGCUUCGUUAAAUCAACUUGGGUCUAGCAAUCGAUGAGGCAGUGAAUGAUCCAUGGUAUUUGCUUCUGUAGGUAUUUAUGAGUCAAAUUUCACCUGAUUGUAAAAUUUCGACUUCAGUCUGUGCUUCACUCACUUUUGUAAAAACUUUGACGGAAAAAUUUGUUCCGUCAAAUAACCAUAAUCAAAUGAACGAUAAAUAGUUCCGCCGAUUUCUUCUCAAUUAAAUGGAUCAAUAAAUUAUUUGCUAUCUUUUGCGCAUUCAA